CCCCGAUUGUAACCUUGCUCACUCUGGUCUCUCCGCGCGGUUCUUUGCCGUCAUCAUGAACUGCAGUCUGUCUGGGGACUUUGCAUCUGGAUUGACCGGCGCUUCCUCCAUCUCGUCGCUGUAAGAGCAUGUCUCUGUCGGGAACCAAAUGUCCGUCGCAACCUCGAUUCCCGACACCUCCCUUGGCCUUACCUCCUCCGAGAUCCAGAUUCUCCGGCAGCAGCAGCAGAUUGCGCUACAGGGUGGACAUGCCGGGAGUGUGGUCUCCAGAGGCAGAGGGACUGGAAGGAAUAGUAAUUCAAGCUCGCGCGCUACCAGUGCCGCCAGCAGCCAAGGUCGAUUGUUGUUGGAUCCUAUGAGCCUCAGGGCUCUGUCGCAUCAACUGGACAACCUGCAGGAACAGAUUAGAAGCAGGAUCGACUAUUUAGAACAGCAAAUGCAGCUUUCCAUCCAAAAUAGCUAUGAUCGUGCAGGGAACGUCAUUCGCGAUGCGGACGCCGAAAUCGCCCGCACUCGUUCGAUCCUCGCCUCGAUGGAUGAACUGGAGAAUGAGCUCGCAAAGAUCGGGCACAUCAGAGAAAUCGUCAAGUCCUUCCGCGCUAGGAUUGAGAGCCUGGAUCACCGACUCGAUCAGUCUGCCCGACGAAAACACUAACUUGUCUAUAUCAUAUCUUCAUACAUCAACUCUUCUCUAUCCGGAACAUCUGCAGAGUCUACUGGUCGCAAGGCGUCACGCCACCGCCAACGAUUCCCAAACCAUGGAAAUCG
Messenger RNA from Paecilomyces variotii, 768 nucleotides. RefSeq lists its product as hypothetical. The transcript is spliced from 2 exons. The record is from RefSeq and is a predicted model, not a curated record. Gene Ontology annotation, cellular component: BLOC-1 complex. Gene Ontology annotation, biological process: endosome organization. Bases 149 to 655 code for a protein of 168 amino acids. NCBI's taxonomy places the organism in Eukaryota, Fungi, Ascomycota, Eurotiomycetes, Eurotiales, Thermoascaceae.